Penicillium verhagenii is the source of this 2877-nucleotide messenger RNA. RefSeq lists its product as uncharacterized. The transcript has a single exon. Lineage: Eukaryota; Fungi; Ascomycota; Eurotiomycetes; Eurotiales; Aspergillaceae. Gene Ontology annotation, biological process: error-free translesion synthesis; error-prone translesion synthesis. Gene Ontology annotation, molecular function: deoxycytidyl transferase activity; DNA-directed DNA polymerase activity; damaged DNA binding. The coding region runs from base 1 to 2877 and encodes 958 amino acids. Gene Ontology annotation, cellular component: nucleus. The record is from RefSeq and is a predicted model, not a curated record.
AUGGAUCCGGUCACCCCACCCUCGCAAUCAGACUACGGAGACUUUCCUAGCUUCACCUCAGCCGAUGGGGAACCCCAAGCCACGGUCCCUGAUGCGCCAGACGAUGAACCAUUCCACACCUCAGAUACCCCCAAAGCGAGUAAAACAUCUAUCAAUAACGAUGGCCACCAACCUGAGUCAAAAUGGAACAACAACCAGAUGCCUCCGCCUCGAAAGCUUCCCGUUCCACCGAACGCGAAAAUGUCAUCCGAGGAAUACAAUGCACAACUUCUGUCGGAUCCUCGAACUGCAAAUACCAGUGCUGGGAACCCAGAGUUCUUACAACAGUAUUAUCGAGAGUCUCGGCUCCACCAUCUGUCGACCUGGAAAGCUGAGUUGAAGGCGCAGCUCCAAGCAGCAACAAAAGAGAAGGCUCAAUCGAGACCUACCAACAAGAAAACCGUUCCCGGUGCAAGGCGAUACAUUCUGCAUGUUGAUUUUGACUCGUUCUUCGCUGCAGUGUCCCUUCUCAAACACCCAGAACUCCGCGAAAAGCCUGUUGCUAUUGCGCAUGGCCCUGGUUCUGGAUCUGAAAUCGCGAGCUGCAACUAUGUCGCUCGUGGGCGGGGUGUCAAGAAUGGCAUGUGGAUGAAGGGUGCCCUGGAGAGCUGCCCUGAGCUUCAAGUUCUACCAUAUGAUUUUCCAGCAUACGAAGAGGCUAGCAAGAAAUUCUAUAACUCGGUUCUUGCGAUCGAUGGGGUUGUUCAAAGUGUGAGCAUUGAUGAAGCUCUUGUUGAUAUCACUCAAAUGUGUUUAGAAGCCGGAGGCUCGGACGAAAAAGUCACAUUGGAGAUUUCUAUCGAUCGGGAACAAGCUAAAGCAGAUGAAAUCGCCCAAGCGCUCCGUCAUUCAGUAAAGGAAAAGACGGGAUGUGCUGUAUCGGUGGGCAUUGGUGCGAAUAUUUUACAAGCCAAAGUUGCCCUACGGAAGGCGAAACCCGCAGGCCAGUUUCAAUUGAAACCUGACGCUGUCCUAGAUUUCAUGGGAGAACUUACUGUUCGAGAUCUUCCGGGAGUUGGGCACAGUUUGACUGCCAAAUUAGAAAACAUUGGAGUAGCUUUUGUCAAGGACAUCAAAAACCUUACCCGUGAAAGAUUGGUCUCCAGUCUAGGACCAAAAACUGGGGUUCGGAUGUGGGAAUAUGCUCGAGGGAUUGACAAGACCGAAGUCGGGGAUGAGGCUGUUAGAAAAUCAGUCUCCGCAGAAGUCAAUUGGGGAAUUCGAUUCACCAAUCAAGAACAAGCAGAUGACUUUGUGAAGUCUCUCUGCGGUGAGCUCAACCGACGUCUAAUGGAAAAUCUUGUAAAAGGUAAACAUCUUACCCUCAAAGUCAUGCGACGAUCAGCGGAUGCACCAUUGGAACCUGUGAAGCAUCUUGGGCAUGGAAAAUGUGAUAUUUUCAACAAGAGUGUCAUUAUGGGUGUCGCCACCAACGAUACUGAUAUCAUCUCGAAAGAGGCCAUUUCUAUGUUAAGGAGUCUGAAUCUUUCCCCGGGUGACUUACGAGGGCUUGGUGUUCAAAUGACCAAGCUUGAGCCAUUUAAGGCUGGUUCAUUGGCGAAUAUCGAUAGUAGUCAACGGCAGCUCAACUUUGCAAAAUCUCCUUCGCGUAAGAAGACGGUCACUGGAGCUGAAUCGAACAGUCCGUCAAAGAACAUUACGCCCCGCGUUGAAAGUCGGACACCAGUCCGUGCUGGCCAGAUUACCCCCGAUAUCCCUGGAUCUCAGUUCAUUAUGCCCACUCAGGUCGACCCUGCCGUUCUGUCUGAACUUCCUAGCGAUAUAAGAUCGAGACUCGUAGCGCAGACAAAGUCGCCCGAAAAUGCACAUCCAGUGUCUCCGACACCUGCUCCAAGGCCCGCUGCUCCAGCGUUGCCCCCUCAAUCUCAGCUGGAUCUCGAUAUUUUGGCUGCCCUACCUGAAUAUUUGCGUGACGAAGUUUUGGGUUACUAUAACCAUGAGGCCUCGAUAUUGGUUCCACCUGUCGUGGAAGCGGCAUCGGCUCCUCCUACUUCUGUUACGAACCCCGUCCCCCGUCCAUCGUCUUCUGGAUCUGUUGGGAUAAAGAAACCUUUUAUACCGCCGAAGAGAAAGCGUGGCCGUCCUCCGAAGUUUUCAAGGAUCGACGACAGAUCGCAAAGAUUAACGAGCUUUGUGACAAGACCGGCGAGUACAUUUCCCUCCAUAGAGCCGGAAAUCUCUCGCCAACCUUCCCCGGUGGAUGAAGAACACCAUGGCAUUUCAGCGGACUUUCUAGCUGCACUCCCUGAUGAUAUCCGACAAGAAAUUUUGGAGGAGCAAAGGCGCACCUCUUUAAUUCAGCAACAACAACAACAACAACAACAACCUCUUCCUCCCCCUCCGCCCCCACCCCUUCUUUCCAACACUGCCCCUACCGAUGCGGGCCCAGAUACCGAGCCUGAAGCUUCUAUUUCUUUACCCGCACCUGAGGAGAAGCGACUGCCACUACCUCCUCUACCAGAACGACCUACAUUCACGUCACAAUGUUUCACAGAAUUGCCGGACCUUCGAGAGACGGUCGGCGAGUGGCAUUCUGCUUUUGCGAGCCAUGGUCCGUAUAGCGAGGAUGUUGGGCUCUUGUGCGACUACUUGGGUCGUGUUGUUGUCGACGAGAAAGACAUCGAAAAAGCCGUCUCCGUAGUGCGCUGGCUGAUGUGGCUCGUUGGUGAGGAUAAUCUUGGGCGCGCACCAAUAGAAAACCAGACUCCGAGGUCUGAACAGGGCUUACAGACCUGGACCGAAGCCAUCGAGACCUUACAAACUUGUGUUCAUACUGCCCUGGAAGCUAGAGGGCUACCGCCGGCAGACUUUGACUAG